Messenger RNA from Orussus abietinus, 1764 nucleotides. It is a transcript of the gene Shaw, whose product is annotated as potassium voltage-gated channel protein Shaw. The record is from RefSeq and is a predicted model, not a curated record. Bases 133 to 1764 code for a protein of 543 amino acids. NCBI's taxonomy places the organism in Eukaryota, Metazoa, Arthropoda, Insecta, Hymenoptera, Orussidae. The transcript is spliced from 4 exons. Gene Ontology annotation, biological process: potassium ion transmembrane transport; protein homooligomerization. Gene Ontology annotation, molecular function: delayed rectifier potassium channel activity; protein binding. Gene Ontology annotation, cellular component: axon; dendrite membrane; neuronal cell body membrane.
GGCGGAGCCUCCGCCGCCGUCGACCACCACCGUCCUCAUGGAGGUGGCGAAGGACCCUUGAGAUUGUGCGGGGGCUUCCUCGGACAUGAACGAACCCACGUUCUGGCCGACGGUAGCAGCGCCGUGGUCAACAUGAACCUAAUCAACAUGGACGCGGAGAACCGCGUCGUCCUGAACGUCGGUGGGAUUCGUCACGAGACGUAUAAGGCGACCCUGAAGAAGAUACCGGCGACGAGGUUGUCACGCCUGACGGAGGCCCUCGCGAACUACGACCCCAUCCUCAACGAGUACUUCUUCGACAGGCACCCUGGAGUCUUCGCCCAGGUCCUGAACUACUAUCGCACCGGGAAGCUUCACUAUCCCACCGACGUUUGCGGGCCCCUCUUCGAGGAAGAGCUCGACUUCUGGGGCCUCGACUCCAACCAGGUCGAACCCUGCUGUUGGAUGACCUACACACAGCACCGGGACACGCAGGAGACCCUAACUGUCCUGGACAGGUUGGACCUGGACACGGAGAAGCCGAGCGACGAGGAGCUGGCCAGGAAGUUCGGGUUCGAGGAAGCCUAUUACGAGGGGACCCUGAACUGGUGGCAAAAGCUCAAGCCCAAAAUGUGGUCCCUCUUCGACGAGCCCUAUUCCUCGAACGCAGCCAAGAUAAUCGGGGUGAUCUCGGUGUUCUUCAUCUGCGUGUCGAUCCUGUCGUUCUGUCUGAAGACGCACCCGGACAUGCGAGUCCCGGUGAUCGUGAACAAGACGGUGAAGAUCAACAGCACGACCUCCUGGGCGCUCGACAAGACGCACACGAACGCCCACGACGCGUUCUUCUACAUCGAGUGUUUGUGCAACGCGUGGUUCACCCUGGAGUUCCUGAUCCGGAUAACAGCGAGCCCGAACCGGUGCGACUUCAUCAAGAGCUCGGUGAACCUGAUCGACAUGAUCGCGACAAUGAGCUUCUACAUCGACCUGGCGCUGCAGAAGUUCGCCAGCCACCUGGAGAACGCGGACAUCCUCGAGUUCUUCAGCAUCAUCCGCAUAAUGAGGCUGUUCAAGCUGACCAGGCACUCGUCCGGGCUGAAGAUCCUGAUCCAGACCUUCCGUGCCUCCGCCAAGGAGCUGACCCUCCUGGUCUUCUUCCUGGUCCUCGGGAUCGUCAUCUUCGCCAGCCUGGUCUACUACGCGGAGCGGAUCCAGUACAACCCGAAGAACGACUUCAAGAGCAUACCGCUGGGCCUCUGGUGGGCCCUGGUCACCAUGACCACGGUCGGCUACGGGGACAUGGUCCCCAAGACCUACAUCGGCAUGUUCGUCGGCGCCCUCUGCGCCCUUGCUGGUGUCCUAACGAUCGCCCUGCCGGUGCCCGUGAUCGUCAGCAACUUUGCGAUGUAUUACAGUCACACGCAGGCGCGAGCGAAGCUGCCCAAGAAGAGGCGAAGGGUCCUUCCGGUGGAGCAACCCCGAGUUCGGGCCCCUGGGGCCCCACCCCCGCCCGGGGCCCCCGGGGCUGGGCCCCCUGGUGGCGUCCCCCAGGGAUGCGCCCAUCAGGGACCCUAUCUGCCCCCGGGCGCAGGCUCCGGGGGCGGAUGCGGACCGGCCCCACAGGGGAGGAGGAUGAACGCCGUCAAGACCGGGCACCCCAAGGAUCCGUUCGCCACCAAAUCAGGUUGGAUCUUAUGGAUUCUAGCCCUCUCACAGACCCUCGAGUCCUUUUCAACCCUUCCGAUACCAGCCUGCCUUAAGGUGUACCUCUGUACAACUCUCGAAUGA